Drosophila biarmipes is the source of this 1898-nucleotide messenger RNA. RefSeq names its product odorant receptor 85c (gene Or85c). Lineage: Eukaryota; Metazoa; Arthropoda; Insecta; Diptera; Drosophilidae. The record is from RefSeq and is a predicted model, not a curated record. Gene Ontology annotation, biological process: sensory perception of smell; detection of chemical stimulus involved in sensory perception of smell. Gene Ontology annotation, cellular component: plasma membrane. The transcript has 3 exons. Gene Ontology annotation, molecular function: olfactory receptor activity; odorant binding. The coding region runs from base 694 to 1863 and encodes 389 amino acids.
AUUAAACUUCAACAGUUUUUAUACUUUUUUUUUUGGUUUAUUUUCAAUACAAGCAGUAUCGACUGUAUCCCUAGGUAUUGGAUCAAAUUGUCUAUCCUGGCCGGCUUCACUGUGGAUGUCUCACUCCGACCGCGCUGUAUAAUUGGGCUAACGUGUUCGGCGGGCGUAAUUCAUUGUGUUUAUAUGCUCUCACCCUGGCUAAGCUGGGAUUGUUGAAAACUGAAAAGAUUUAAUUUAUUUCGAGUGCGAGCGAAGGAGACUCCACUUCCCACUGGAAUUGGACUUGGGUUUGAUGCGCUGGUUCCGAUUCGCUUUCCAAUUGCAUUUAUUCAAACGUUUCAAUUGCUUUCCGUCGGAUUCAAUCUUCGAGUGAUUUAUUGUGUUGCCUAGAAUGCGAAGAAGGAUGAGGUGGAUGAGUGGGUGUUGGCCUCUGGGACUCGGGGCUUGGGGAGGGGAGUCGUGAUUGCGUUUGCCUAGGCAUAACAAUUAUCUACUGUUUAUGUAAACGGAAUCAAUAAUUAAGUUGUGACGAAGCCCCGAAUUAGACGCAUUAUAAUAGCGAAACCAUACAUUAGCCGUAAACAGUUCUAUAAUUAUGGCAUUACUUGGCAUAACAAAUGCUGCGUGCUCCUUGAUCAAGAGUCUAUAAAGGAACUCCAGCUGGGGCUUGUUCGAUUAGUUCAGCGUUGGAAAAUGAAGUUCAUGAAGUACGCAGUUUUCUUUUACACAUCGGUGGGCAUUGAGCCCUACACGGUGGCCUCUCGGCCCAGGAAAAUCAGUCUCUGGUCGCACCUAAUAUUCUGGACCAAUGUGCUAAACCUGAGUUGGAUUGUUCUUGGCGAGUUCCUGUACCUCUGUGUGGCCCUCUCCGACGGCAAGUUUAUCGAAGCGGUGACUGUGAUGUCCUAUAUAGGGUUUGUGUUCGUGGGCAUGAGCAAGAUGUUCUUCAUAUGGUGGAAGAAACCAGACCUCAGCAAUUUGGUCAAGGACUUGGAGCUGAUAUAUCCGGAGGGCAGGGCUCAAGAGAAGGCUUAUAGGUUGGAUCGCUACCUGCGGUCUUGUUCCCGGAUUAGCAUCACCUACGCCCUGCUCUACUCUGUGCUCAUCUGGACCUUCAACCUGUUCAGCAUCAUGCAAUACCUCGUCUACGAAAAGUGGCUCAAGAUCCGAGUGGUGGGUCAGACAUUGCCGUAUCUGAUGUAUUUUCCCUGGAAUUGGGAGGGGAAGUGGUCGUACUAUGUGCUGCUAGUUCUGCAAAACUUUGCGGGACACACUUCGGCAGCGGGACAGAUCUCCACGGAUCUUCUACUCUGUGCGGUGGCCACCCAGGUGGUCAUGCACUUCGAUCACCUGGCCAGGACUGUGGAGAACCACGAGUUGAGUGGGGAUUGGUUCGAAAACUCUAGGUUUCUGGCGAAAACUGUCCACUAUCACCAGCGCAUUCUUCGUCUGAUGGACGUGCUCAACGACAUAUUUGGGGUGCCCCUUCUGCUCAACUUCAUGGUCUCCACAUUCGUCAUCUGCUUUGUGGGAUUCCAGAUGACAGUGGGUGUCCCGCCGGAUAUCAUGAUUAAGCUCUCGCUCUUCCUGUUCUCCUCCAUGAGUCAGGUUUACUUGAUAUGUCACUACGGGCAGUUGGUCGCCGAUGCGAGCUCUGGCCUGUCACUCGCUGCCUAUAAACAGAACUGGCACAGGGCUGAUGUCCGCUAUCGCCGAGCUCUGGUAUUCUUUAUAGCUCGACCUCAAAGGACAACGUAUCUGAGGGCCACAAUCUUCAUGACCAUAACAAGGGCCACUAUGACUGACCUUCUUCAGAUAUCCUACAAGUUCUUUGCUUUGCUGCGUACCAUGUAUAUUAAAUAAAUAGUUUGAAAUGGGUUACGUUCAAUAAAAGAGCC